Molecule: messenger RNA, 1569 nt
Organism: Zea mays
Lineage: Eukaryota; Viridiplantae; Streptophyta; Magnoliopsida; Poales; Poaceae
Exons: 2
Coding region: 137-1084 (315 amino acids)
Cellular component (GO): nucleus
Molecular function (GO): DNA-binding transcription factor activity; sequence-specific DNA binding
Source: RefSeq, marked provisional
CCCUCGGUCUUCUCCCUCCUCAGGGCAGGCAGGGGAAGCAGAAGAAGGAAGCGAGAGCACGGAGCCUGAUUUGGUUUGCUUUUUGUUGCCCAGACUCGGAGGGAGUUGGUGCCUCUGUGUCUCUGUGUGUGUGGAGAUGGACCCCAAGUUCCCCCCACCCCCACCGCUAAACAAAACGGAGCCCACCACCGCGACGACCACCACCACCUCGACCGCGCAGCAGCAGCAGCAGCAGCUGGAUCCUAAGGACUACCAGCAGCAGCAGCAGCAGCCGGCGCAGCACCUGCAAAUCCAAAUCCACCAGUCGCAGCAGGACGGAGGCGGCGGAGGGAAGGAGCAGCAGCAGCUGCAGGUGGUGGCGCAGCCCGGGGAGAGGAGGCAGCAGGCGCUCGCGCCCAAGCGGAGCUCCAACAAGGACCGACACACCAAGGUCGACGGCAGGGGCCGGCGGAUCCGGAUGCCCGCGCUCUGCGCCGCGCGGAUCUUCCAGCUCACGCGGGAACUCGGCCACAAGUCCGACGGCGAGACCGUCCAGUGGCUGCUGCAGCAGGCCGAGCCGGCCAUCGUCGCCGCCACCGGCACGGGCACCAUACCGGCGUCCGCGCUCGCCUCCGUCGCGCCCUCGCUCCCGUCGCCCACCUCCGGGCUCGCCAGGCCGCACCACCACAUGUGGGCGCCGUCCGCCGGCUUCUCCUCGCCCUCCUUCCUGAACUCUGCCGCCGCGGGCACGGGCGAUGCCGCCGGUAUCAUGCAGCGGAUGGGGAUCCCCGCGGGCUUCGAGCUGCCGGGAGCCUCCGCCGCCGGAGCCACCCUCGGCGCCGGCGGCCACAUCGGCUUUGCGCCCAUGUUCGCUGGACACGCCGCCGCCAUGCCGGGGCUCGAGCUCGGGCUAUCGCAGGACGGCCACAUCGGCGUGCUCGCCGCGCAGUCGAUCAGCCAGUUCUACCACCAGGUGGGUGCUGCCGCCGGCGGCGGCGGCCAGAUGCAUCACGCGCACGGGCACCAUCAUCACCAUCACCAGCAGCAGGAGGACGGGGAGGACGACCGCGAGGACGGCGAGUCCGAUGACGAGUCUGGGCAGUAGUAGUGUAACCGUUCAACCUUUUGCGUUGCUGAAUCUUCCCUCAAGUUGGAAGGAGAGAAAAGUGUAUGCGUGCAGCCACGGGAUGCUUCUGCUACUCUUGGACUGUUGUUGGUCGAGUUCUGAUGGAUUUUUGUGUUCAUUUUUUUCUCGUGUGGUAUCCAAACUCAACGGAGGCCUCUCUUGCUGUGAGGACUUGCGGAUUCGAGAUCAUCCUCAGUUCUUCCUACAAUCUCAUGGAGUGGAUGAUCGCCACAGCCUUCUCUCCGACUUCCAGGUGUAUACUAGCUGAGAAAAUGAUGGAUUGGAUCGAUCACCCUUGAGUGAGUGCCUUAUUUGUUAUUGCAGUGUGUAGAUAUUCAGGUAAUUUUGCAGUUAGAGAGGUGUUCUUUUUAUUGUAGUAGUGAUCCACGUUUUAAAACAAUCAAGGUAUUCUCCUCCACAGGCUGUCUAUGCAAUGCAAGUAUAGUACAAUUCUAGUUCAUGAC